ACACACGUACACACACGCACACACACACACACACACACACUUGCUGCUCUCUUCUUCCUUUCAUCUCGUUAUUAUACUUUUAAAUCGCUUGUUUUUACAUUUUAAUUUUAAUGCAGAGUGUUUAUAAAAUGUCAUUUGAGUGAGUCGACAGCCAGAAAGGAGUGAAGAUGAAGGUAAAGUCUGAUCAGAUCACGCAUGAGUUUACACCGGGGGAUUUAGUGUUUGCCAAGAUGAAGGGAUAUCCAUUCUGGCCUGCCAGAAUUGGUGAAGGAAAAGCCCCCCAAAAUAAGAUCCCAAUCUUCUUUUAUGGAACACACUCAACAACGUUUCUGUUCCCCAAAGACAUCGUCCUGUACUGGCCAAACAAAGAGAAGUAUGGCCGCACUACCAAACGUGGCGGGUUUGAUGAGGGUAUGUGGGAGAUCGAGAAUGACCCGGGGGUUGGUCUCAGAGGUCAAAAGAAAGCAGCUGUAAUGAAACGACUGGCGGAGAGUCACCUGCAAUCCAAGAAAGCAGUAAAUCAGAGGGAAAAGAACAGCCUGAGUGUUUCCCGUCCAGUGUCGAAGAGUGAUUCAGUGACGACAAAUAAAAGAGAAACUCCGGUGAAAGUCAACAGAACUCCCAAAACAAAGUCUGAAUCUGUUACGGCGAACGAGGAUAAAGCAGCCGGACCGAUAUCGACCCGUUCCAGAGAUUCUGGAGGACCGACGGCCCCCACAAGAGCCCUUCGGACGAAUCGCGCUCCGCCUGCGAGGAAAGAGACCUCAGUGAACACCGUCACAUCAGGAAAGAGGACGCCACAUUCUAGAACAUUAAAAUUAGCCAGACGAGCUGCUGCGGCGAAGACGCUCUCUGCUCGCAGGAAACACGCGCUGCAUGCAAGGAUUAUGUCUGCAGCGAAGAAAAGGACGGAUUCGAAAAAUCAAAAAAAGCCCUUACGAAUCACACGAUCGACUGCGUGUCUGAUUGAGACUGGAGCUGACUUCACCGAGAGACACAGAGUCCAACCGGCCGGUCUGAAACGCAGACGCUCCGAAACCAUGUCUGACGGAAAGGAAGACGCUCUAAUUUCUCUUCCCGCGACCCUCAGCUCCCCUCCGUCGAGUCCAACAGGUUCAAAGAGGAAACGGCAUGGAGAAGAGGACACUUCUGUUCCUGAUGAACCAGAGAAGAACGAGACCAAGAAGAGAAAGAGAGACGAGCAGGAUGAUUGGAGAGAAACACACAUGAAGAGUGAUGCUCUGAGCGUCGUUGAGAAGCAGGAGAGAAAAGAUGAGCAGACACCCAACGAUGAAGAGCGCUGUAAGAUCCUGGCAGAGAAGAGGCAGAGCGUUUUGAAGUCUCUGCAGGGUUUGGUCACGUCCACCAGAGGAAAAACGCAAACAUCUACGACUGAACAAACCACCACGGCUAAAACGACGCCGCCUGAGGAGGUGCAGAAACAGCCCAAGAGGAAUUUUGGAGCCCGAUGUGAGAACCGUGACCAGAUGAAACCAACAGAGGAGGAGAGAAAAGAUGCAGAGCAGAACGGAGAACAGGAAACCAAGAACACCGAUACGACCGCGAGCAGGAUGACACUGCCUGAGGAAGUGCAGAAACAGCCCGAGAGGAAUCGUGGAGCCCGAUGUGAGAACCGUGACCGGAUGAAACCAACAGAGGAGGAGAGAAAAGAUGCAGAGCAGAACGGAGAACAGGAAACCAAGAACACCGAUACGACCGCGAGCAGGACGACACCACCUGGGGAGGUGCAGGAACAGCCCGAGAGGAAUCGUGGAGCCCGAUGUGAAAACCGUGACCGGAUGAAACCAACAGAGGAGGAGAGAAAAGAUGCAGAGCAGAACGGAGAACAGGAAACCAAGAACACCGAUACGACCGCGAGCAAGACGACACUGCCUGAGGAGGUGCAGGAACAGCCCGAGAGGAAUCGUGGAGCCCGAUGUGAGAACCGUGACCGGAUGAAACCAACAGAGGACGAGAGAAAAGAUGCAGAGCAGAACAGAGAACAGGAAACCAAGAACACCGAACAGCGGAUCAAUAACAGCACAGAGGACAACGGCAGAGAUCGGUCUCUGUCCGUCACAGACUCGUUACUCUACCGUCUCCACGGCGACAUCAGAAUCUCAAUGACGCUCGACAACCCGGAUGUGAGGAAGUGUUUAUUGGCUCUGGAUGAGUUGAGUAAAGUCCCCGUCUCGUCUCGACACAUUCAGAACCACAGCGAACUCAUAGACACCCUCCGAAAGAUGCGCUGGUUUCGUGGCAGUGAAGCGAUCAUGUUCAAAGCUUCGAUGUUGUAUCACCGCUUUAAAAACAUCUACCUCAUCGGAGACGCAGAUGAAACCCUGAGUCAAGAGUACAUCACCACACUGCAGGAGGAGAGAGAGACGGAAGAGAGACAGAGAGCAGAGAGACAGGAUGACACACAGACAGAUGCUGGAGCAGUUAUCGGUCUGACCGGCGUCUGCAAGAACACCACAGACACCGAACACCUGCCUCACAGUGCGGAGCACAAGAGCUGACGGGACCGCUGCAGUUCACUUCCUGUUUUUAACUUCAACUGUUCUACAUUGGGACUUCACUGUUGGGGAGUUUUCUGAUCUUUCAUGCAGUUAUUUAUUUCCCUUUGAUUAUCAACAUCUGUGUAAUUCACGACUCCCCUCACUGAAUCCUCAUACUGCUGGCCUGAGGUCAGAUUAUUACCAUCGUAUAUGCACCUCAUAGUUUAAUACCAUAUUACUACUUCACUGAUAUCACUAACAUCCCAUUAUGUGUUGGGGUUUUUGGCUGCACUGUGCCUUUAAAUGUGUUGCAGGCCAGAGCGGUGUUUGUGUGUCUCAUCUUCAGCGUGUCGGGACACACAUGCACUUGGAGAAAACAGAGUUCACUGGUACAUGUGUGAUGUUUGUGUUCCUCCUGUGAGUCUCCAUCAGCACACAGUACAGCUCACACCUCACCAAACGUGUGUGUGUGUGUGUGUGUGUGUGUGUGUGUGUGUGUGUGUGUGUGUGUGUGUGUGUGUGAGUGAGAGAGAGAGUGUCUGUGAGAGAGAGUGUGUGUGUUUUAAGUCUGAUCUACAUGAAAGUGUGUGUGUCUGCGAGAGAGAGAGAGUGUGUGUGUGAGAGAGAGAGAAAAUGUGUGUGUGUGUGUGAGAUUAAUAAAUGUUUAUGGUGACUGACAGGAUGUACACACAUUGAGAUCAGUGAAAUAUCAUUAAACUCCUGAAGCAUUAAGUCACAGCAGCAUUAUAUGUAUAUAAAGUGUUUCAUUGAUCACUGAUGGCCGUUACUCAUCCUGACCGUAAACACCACACUACGAUUGAAGACUGUGGGAUAGUUCCUGAACACGUACAUGUGUGCGCAUGUCAAACACAAGCAUUAUGUGGAGCUGUGCACAGGGCAGCUACAUCAUUAAUAUCGGUGCUAACACAACAGAUCACAGCAUUGUGUGUGUUGAUAUUACUGUUAUAAGUGCUGCUUAUGUUCUCAUUUUACAGCAUUAUUGUGUUCAAACUUGGUGUCAUAUUCUGUGAAUUAAAGUUCAACUUUUCAACAUGUCUCUCGACC
This is a messenger RNA of Xyrauchen texanus (razorback sucker), 3563 nucleotides long. Its product is annotated as lens epithelium-derived growth factor-like. Bases 168 to 2519 code for a protein of 783 amino acids. Gene Ontology annotation, cellular component: nucleus. Gene Ontology annotation, biological process: regulation of transcription by RNA polymerase II. The transcript has 17 exons. Gene Ontology annotation, molecular function: transcription coregulator activity; double-stranded DNA binding. NCBI's taxonomy places the organism in Eukaryota, Metazoa, Chordata, Actinopteri, Cypriniformes, Catostomidae. The record is from RefSeq and is a predicted model, not a curated record.